CAAAAAAUCUAUAAAAACCCAAGUCAUACAUCAAGUAAAUUCGGUUUUACUUUUACCACAGAGUUCAUCAAUAUCUUGCAAGCGAAGCAAACGAGGAAUUGUGGGUUUUCAAUCAAGAUUUCAACGACAAACUCCAAGCCCAUUGAACAAGAUGAAGAUCACUGUAAUGACCACCGAUGAACAAAUCAUUACAUUAGAAGUCGACCAUAAUGAAUCUGUGGAAAAUUUGAAAGCUUUGCUUGAAAUAGAGAGUCGAAUCCCACUUCAACAACAACAACUGCUUCACAAUGGAAAGGAGAUGAAGAAUUCUGCAACACUAAGUAGUUUGGGUGUUGUCGAUGGAGAUUUAGUGAUGAUGGUUUCCAACGCUUCUUCAACGGUUUCUAGUAAUGAAGUAUUGAAUCCAGACGGUUCUGCAGUGAAUCCAGCUGCGUUUCAGCAGCAAAUCCGAAAUAAUUCGGAUUUAAUGGCCCAGUUGCUUCAGAGUGAUCCUGAGUUGGCCCAAAUCAUUAUCGGGAAUGACCUAAAUAAGUUGCAGGACUUAUUAAGAAGACGACACAAUCAGAGAUCUGAAUUACGCAGGCAACAAGAAGAAGAGAUGGCACUUCUGUAUGCGGACCCUUUUGAUGUGGAAGCACAAAAGAAAAUUGAAGCUGCAAUUCGACAGAAAGGUAUUGAUGAGAACUGGGCUGCUGCACUAGAACACAACCCUGAAGCUUUUGCAAGGGUGGUCAUGCUUUAUGUUGACAUGGAAGUUAACGGAGUUCCCAUAAAGGCAUUUGUUGAUAGCGGGGCCCAAUCAACCAUAAUAUCAAAAAGUUGUGCAGAGCGUUUGGGAUUGUUGAGGCUUUUAGACCAACGUUAUAAGGGCAUUGCUCAUGGAGUUGGCCAAUCAGAGAUUCUUGGUAGGAUACAUGUUGCUCCAAUUAAGAUCGGCAAUAACUUCUAUCCGUGUUCAUUUGUUGUGCUGGAUUCACCCAAUAUGGAAUUCCUUUUCGGAUUAGAUAUGCUUCGUAAGCACCAGUGCACAAUUGAUUUGAAAGAUAAUGUUUUGAGAGUUGGUGGAGGAGAGGUUGCGGUACCCUUUUUGCAAGAAAAGGACAUCCCACGCCAUUUUCUUGACGAGGAGAAGCAGUUAAAGGAAGCAUCUAGCUCCGGAACUAGAGGUUCAUCUGGAUCAGCAGCAGAGAGGAGCAACACCAUAACACCAUCUGGGGGCCAAUCUUCUGGGUCUGCCCAUGGUGGUCUCACUCAUGGACCUGAAUUUGAAGCCAAAAUUGGGAAGUUAGUUGAGCUAGGGUUUAGUAGAGAUGCAGUCAUACAAGCUCUCAAGUUUUUUGAUGGCAAUGAAGAACAAGCAGCUGGAUAUCUUUUUGGGGGAUAAAUACCUCAUUUAAUUAACUUUUACAUAAUUUAUAGUUUUUAUGUACAUUGUUCUUUUAAGUGUUAAGUCACAUCUUAUGUUCUUUAAGCUUAUUUUAACUUGAUAAUCAACUUAUGUUCUUUACUUUUCUUGUUCAUGAAGAUUGUUUAUCUAAACUUUUGUCUGCUUA
Helianthus annuus (common sunflower) is the source of this 1553-nucleotide messenger RNA. Its product is annotated as protein DNA-DAMAGE INDUCIBLE 1. The record is from RefSeq and is a predicted model, not a curated record. Gene Ontology annotation, biological process: proteolysis. The transcript has 16 exons. Bases 152 to 1384 code for a protein of 410 amino acids. NCBI's taxonomy places the organism in Eukaryota, Viridiplantae, Streptophyta, Magnoliopsida, Asterales, Asteraceae. Gene Ontology annotation, molecular function: protein binding; aspartic-type endopeptidase activity.